Messenger RNA from Auanema sp. JU1783, 945 nucleotides. The record is from the annotation of a GenBank genome assembly. Lineage: Eukaryota; Metazoa; Nematoda; Chromadorea; Rhabditida; Rhabditidae.
AUGAUUAAAAAUCGCAAUUCUUGGUUGGAUAGCCUCUCUCCGACACCACCAGGAGUAUUUGCCGCUUUGAAGAGGGACGGUAAUCCUGCUACUGAUUCCCUCAGAGCUAUUUUACUACUUGUCUUAUUUUCUGCAACAUUUUUUUCUUGUUUAGGAGCAACAGUUUUACGAGGUGAUUGGGCCAGAGGUCCUAUUGUUUCAUAUUUAUCAUGUGUAGGAGGAGGAGUUUUUCUAGCCACGUGCCUUUUAGAUUUACUUCCGGAAGGAUUAGAAUCGUUCGAGAAAGCCGGAAUAGAAAUGGAGUUCCCUAUCGCUGAAGCUGCUAUCGUAGCGGGUUUUUUAAUGGUUUUAACAAUAGAACAGAUUGUGGUUGCUGCUCAAGAGAAAGGAUGGUUGAGUGGUGGUCACCUGCAUGAUCAUCAUCAUGAUACUGAAUCAUUGGUAACGAGUGAUCCUGAAGAUGAAGCUCCAAAAGAGAACGUUGUGGGCUCCAUCCUCUUGGUUUUCGCUAUAUCUUUACACGCGUUGUUUGAAGGAUUAUCGGUAGCGGUUAUCACAGAAGCUCCUAAGCUUCUACAGAUUGCUGCUGCUCUUUUUCUACACAAAGUUAUCAUUGGUUUCAGUGUAGGUGUACGUUUAGUAGAGAGUAAUAUGCGUACUAUCCAUAUUGCUAUAUGUGCUUUUUGUUUGAGUGUACAGGUUUUAAUUGGUGGUUUCGGAGGAAUAGGAUUAAUGGAUGUUAUUUCUGGAGGCAACAAGUCAACCGCUGCUCUUGUGGCCUGCAUUCUACAAGGUGUUGCUUGCGGAACUUUCUUAUAUAUUACCACGUUUGAGGUACUUCCUCACGAAAUUUCGAAACCAGGGAAACGACUUGCCAAAUUGUGUUUUAUCUACAUAGGAGUUUUUGUCGUUAUAUCAUUUAUGGCUAUUUUUGGUGAUGUUUGA